This is a messenger RNA of Aspergillus clavatus NRRL 1, 960 nucleotides long. RefSeq names its product DUF1769 domain-containing protein. The transcript is spliced from 3 exons. NCBI's taxonomy places the organism in Eukaryota, Fungi, Ascomycota, Eurotiomycetes, Eurotiales, Aspergillaceae. The record is from RefSeq and is a predicted model, not a curated record. Bases 1 to 960 code for a protein of 319 amino acids.
AUGACGGGCCAUACUCAAGCCCAUAAGUAUCGAUUGAAGGUCACUGCCGGAACGGAAUACAAUCCAGAUACACAUGAGAUCGUCCCAGUCAACGCUGACCAGAGCUUACGCAUUGAGAACGAGCAUGCGACGGUGAGCCUCUGUGUCCGAAUCCAGAAGUACACCGGCUAUCCUGACGACUCCCCCAAGACAAAUCCCUACUUCUCGCACCCCCUCCACCAAGACGACCAAUACUCCAUCUCCUUCUCCAUCGUCUUCAAGCACCCCGUCAACGGCAACGACCUUCUCUUCGGCAACGACUUCGACCGUCCUAUCCGCUCUCGCCUCCCACCAGGCUUCAACGCCGCCCUCCAUCUUGUGAAAUGGACCCUCGACCCGGCUAUGGACGGUGACGCCUACGCCGACAAACCAUACUUGUACAGUCCCGCCGUGGCUUCGCUGAACCAGCUGCGCAUAGGCGAUAAGAUCCAGAAGGGCGCUGAGGUGCCCACUGUGCACGACGUGGUGGUGGAAGAAGGCGCGGACGGGUCCGGCGCAGAGGAGCGUGCAGCUCGCGGGAUCCCCAAUUCAGUCGCGGGGCGGCGCAAGUUCUUCCUGAGUGAGGAGGAGAGGAAGAAGUUUGAGUUUGAGCCCGGGAGGGUGUACUCGGCGGAUUUUGGGAAUCCGUAUCUAGUGUUCAACGAUUUCUCACUGCGGCUUCCUGGCUUCACGGUCCACGCGACCAAGUAUAUCGAUGAGAAGAACCAUUACUUGCGGUAUGUGCUGAAGGAUCGGAGUACCAAUGAAGUCUACUUUGUGGUGCUGUUUACGCUGGUCCUGCUUGGGACAGAGGAAGAGCCCGGCCAUAAGGAGCGCAUUGAGCAGGAGAUUCAGGAGAGUAAGGCGAGGAACGAGCAAACGAAUGGGAGUUUGGGCAAGUUUGACUGGGAGCCGGAACCGGCUGCUGGGGAUGUGGAGUAA